Molecule: messenger RNA, 1686 nt
Organism: Aspergillus fumigatus Af293
Lineage: Eukaryota; Fungi; Ascomycota; Eurotiomycetes; Eurotiales; Aspergillaceae
Source: RefSeq, a predicted model, not a curated record
AUGCCACCACGAUCCCGCAAUGUGACGUCCAACGCCGUCUCCGAAUCCUCCCCUCAAAGCCCAAGAAGCCGCGACCCAACGAAGAACAAAAAGAGAGACAUCGACGAGCUGCGAGAUCAGAGCUCUCCGCUGAGACGAUCAAAGCGCUUCAAGUCGACCGAGGCAUUGGUAGCUUCGCCAGCCCCCGGCCAAUCGGAUAUCAUCGACGGUCCAUCUGCUGUCAAUUUGAGGCAAAAGAAGCCGGUACUGUCUCCAAAAACAAGGAAAUCGCAGCCUAGAAUUUCGGUAAAGGAAGAAGUCGAGGAGGAAAUUGAGACAACCGUUGAUGCGAAGGUGGAAAAAGGAAGUCAGGCAAAGCCAGACAACGCAGACGAGACCACUACCGUGACGGGAAAGAUCUCGAGAAAGAGGAAGACCAAAGGGGAAAAGGAGAUCGAGAUGCUCCCUCUGCGAGCUAGAACACCAGGUGUACGCAUUGGUAAUGCAUUUGCUCUCUUCCUGAAGUCGCAGAGGAAAUGGGAGAACCCUCCCCUGCAAGAUGAUCAUCGAGAUCAGUUCCGUCAGUUGUGUCUGGAACACAAGUAUGACGGCGCAAAGCACAUACUUCCCCACGGCUCAUAUCUCGUAAACCUAGCACAAGAGGACAAGGUCAAGGCCAAGCAGGCAUACGAUUCAUUCCUAGACGAUCUCCGACGCUGCGAAGCGCUUGGAAUCACCCUCUACAACUUCCAUCCCGGAAGCGCCAACCAAAGCAGCCUCCCAGACGCCCUCUCAAGGCUCGCCAAGGCCCUGACCAACGCCCUCGAAGCCACCUCAACCGUCGUUCCCGUCCUUGAGACGAUGUGCGGCCAUGGCACCACAAUUGGCGGCUACCUUUCCGAGUUCCGGGACCUCCUCGCCUUGAUCCCGCGCGAGCAUCACCCCCGCAUCGGCAUCUGCAUAGAUACCUGCCACAGCUUCGCAGCAGGAUACGACCUCUCCUCGCCAGCAGGCUACCAGUCCUUCAUGAAGGAGUUCGAAGACCAAAUCGGUCUGCAGUACCUCCGCGCCCUGCACCUCAACGACUCCAAGGCCCCACGCGGCAGCAAACGCGACCUCCACGCCAACAUCGGCACAGGCUUCUUGGGUCUCCGCGCCUUCCACAACAUCAUGAACGACCCGCGCCUCGAAGGCCUCCCCAUGAUCCUCGAGACGCCCAUCGACCGCCCCGCCAACCCAACCCCCGCCAACAUCAAGGACGAACCAAGUGACGUUGAGGCCGACAUCGACGCCGACUCGGCACCCGAGACCGAACAGACCAGCAAGAAAAAGACCUCCAAGCGGAGCAAGUCUAAAGCCGGAGGCGCGAAAGCUCUCGUCCCGGACCCGUCUGUCUGGGCCCGCGAAAUCGCCCUCCUCGAGUCCCUCAUCGGGAUGGACCCCGAAAGCCCCGAGUUUAGGGCCCUCGAGACCCAACUCGCCGAGGAGGGCCGCGAAGUCCGCGCGAAACACCAGGAGCAGUAUGAGCGGAAGCUGGCGGCGGAAGAGCAGAAGAAGAAUAAAGCUGCGGGGGGCGGCAAGGGCCAGAAGACGUUGAUGGAGAUGGUGCAGACCGCGGGGAAGAAGAGGAAGGGGGCUAAAAAGCGGACUGAGAGCGAAAGCGAGAAUGAACUAGAGAGUGACGAUGAAGGAUGUCAGAGCCAUUGA